Suillus discolor is the source of this 1167-nucleotide messenger RNA. Its product is annotated as P-loop containing nucleoside triphosphate hydrolase protein. The record is from RefSeq and is a predicted model, not a curated record. Gene Ontology annotation, biological process: positive regulation of RNA polymerase II transcription preinitiation complex assembly. The transcript is spliced from 9 exons. The coding region runs from base 1 to 1167 and encodes 388 amino acids. Gene Ontology annotation, cellular component: proteasome regulatory particle, base subcomplex; cytosolic proteasome complex. Lineage: Eukaryota; Fungi; Basidiomycota; Agaricomycetes; Boletales; Suillaceae. Gene Ontology annotation, molecular function: proteasome-activating activity; ATP binding; ATP hydrolysis activity.
AUGGACCAACGAAGACAGGAUGCUCUCAAGAGCUACCGGGAUAAAAUGCAGAGUCACGAGAACUCGAGUCAGAGUCUCAAGAAUCUGCGGUUUUCUUUGAAAGAUCUUGAGGCUGAAUACGCGAAGACCGAGGACGACAUCAAGGCCGUGCAGUCCGUUGGACAGAUUAUUGGAGAGGUCAUGAAACAACUAGAUGACGAACGAUUCAUUGUAAAGGCAUCGUCGGGACCUCGAUAUGUUGUCUCUUACCGUCCCGCCUUACCAGCAGAGAAACUCAAGACAGGCACACGAGUUUCUCUUGACAUGACCACCCUCACAAUCAUGCGUAUCCUGCCAAGAGAAGUAGAUCCUAUGGUUUACAAGAUGAGCUUGGAAGAUCCUGGAGGUGCAUCGUUCGCGGGUAUUGGUGGCUUGGGUGAGCAGGUACGAGAGCUGCGUGAGGUGAUCGAGCUACCGCUGCUAAGCCCAGAACUCUUCCUCCGGGUCGGUAUCAAACCACCCAAGGGUGUCCUCCUAUACGGUCCCCCAGGGACGGGCAAAACUCUCCUUGCCCGUGCUGUUGCAGCUACUCUCCAAACUAAUUUCCUCAAAGUAGUAUCUUCUGCUAUCGUCGACAAGUACAUUGGUGAGAGCGCACGAGUCGUGCGUGAGAUGUUCGGGUAUGCAAGGGACCAUGAGCCCUGCGUAAUAUUUAUGGACGAAAUCGACGCCAUCGGUGGAAGGCGGUUUUCGGAGGGUACCAGUGCGGACCGUGAGAUUCAGAGAACAUUGAUGGAGCUAUUGAACCAAAUGGAUGGUUUCGACUCCCUAGGACGGACAAAGCUCAUCAUGGCAACCAAUCGGCCAGACACUCUUGACCCUGCUCUCCUCCGUCCUGGUCGACUAGACCGGAAGAUUGAAAUUCCUCUACCGAACGAACAGGCACGACUAGAGAUUUUGAAGAUCCAUGCACAACCCGUGAACAAAAGCGGAUACAUUGAUUAUGAAGCAAUCGUGAAGCUCACGGACGCGUUCAAUGGUGCUGACCUGCGGAAUGUGGUGACAGAAGCAGGCAUGUUCGCUAUUAGGGACGACCGAGAAUACAUCGUCCAAGAAGAUCUCACUAAAGCUGCACGGAAGGUCAGCGAUGCUAAAAAGCACGAGACCAAGUUGGAGUAUUCUGCAUAG